AAACGCGUUUAGUACCAAAGUAUGUCCCUCGGUGCUUGCAGUACUCGGCAGGUCCUUCUUGCAUGCCUGUGUGAGCAGAAGUGAAGUAGACAAGACGGAGUCGACUGAUGAUGCUGGCGCCCCACGCGCUGUUCCUGAGAAGGUGGCUUUUGCAGGAAGGUACGCGGCUGUUCAGGAGGAAAGCGUCAGGCAGCAUGGUGUUAACCGCAACGUUGAGGCUACCAUCACAUGCAAAUAUAGAACGAGACCUUGUGAGAACCAGCAAUGUCGAAUACUUCUCAACUAGCUGUGUUAAUUGCGCAAAGUCCCGAGAACUCAAAGGGAAAAGGGACAUUUCAGAAAAGAAGCUGACUCGCUACUUUGUGGAUCAUCGCAGAGUGAGUUUGACAGGGGGAAAGGGAGGCAAAGGAGCAAGCACGUUCCAUAGCGAGCCUCGCAAAGAGUUUGGAGGGCCGGAUGGUGGAAAUGGAGGAGACGGGGGGACCAUCAUCAUAAAAGUUGACCAACAAAUCAAGUCUCUGUCACUGGUUGAGCCGCUGUAUCACGGUAUGGACGGAGAAUCUGGGGGAAGCAAAAACUGCUAUGGACGAAAUGCGGCCCAUACCUACAUUAGAGUGCCUUUAGGUACCAUAGUGAAGGAGGACGGGACAGUGGUGGCAGACCUCUCCAAACAUGGCCAGGAGUAUGUGGCUGCGUUCGGUGGAACAGGUGGCAAAGGUAACCGGUUCUUUCUGUCCAAUGAGAACCGGGCACCGACGAAAGCCACUCCAGGGGAGCACGGGCAGGAGCGGGUAUUGCAACUGGAGCUCCGAACCAUGGCACACGCUGGGAUGGUUGGAUUUCCCAAUGCUGGAAAGUCAUCACUUUUGCGAGCAAUCUCAAACGCUAAACCAGCCGUAGCUGCUUAUCCAUUCACUACACUCAAUCCACAUGUUGGAAUCGUUCAGUAUCAGGACCACGAGCAAGUGGCAGUCGCUGACAUUCCUGGGAUCAUCCAAGGAGCGCACAGGAACCGCGGCCUGGGGAUCUCCUUCCUGCGCCACAUCGAGCGCUGCCGGUUCCUGCUGUUUGUUCUGGACCUGUCUGGGCCUGAUCCCUGGGCCCAGCUGCAGGACCUGAGGUUUGAACUGGAGCAGUAUGAGACCGGGCUGUCCAAGCGACCGCAGGCCAUCGUAGGCAAUAAGAUUGACCUCCCCGAGGCCCGAGCCAACCUGUCUGCCCUGCAGAGCCGAGUGCCCCAGCGCAUCAUCCCUGUAUCCGCACUCACUGGGCACAACGUGGAGGAACUCAUACUGCACCUCCGGGAGCUCUACGAUGGGUACCUCCAGACAGAGGAGAGUGCAGGGGGGCAGCCCGUCAGGUGGUAAAGAGUAUUACCUUCACAGUGGCAAAUAAUGGGCCUGGAGGACACAGCUAUAUCCCAUGAGUUGUUUGAAUGCUUUGAUAAAUGAUUAAAAUUGUUAAGUUUUUAAAGACUU
Molecule: messenger RNA, 1478 nt
Organism: Acipenser ruthenus (sterlet)
Lineage: Eukaryota; Metazoa; Chordata; Actinopteri; Acipenseriformes; Acipenseridae
Product: mitochondrial ribosome-associated GTPase 2-like
Exons: 7
Coding region: 108-1367 (419 amino acids)
Cellular component (GO): mitochondrion
Molecular function (GO): GTPase activity; GTP binding; magnesium ion binding
Source: RefSeq, a predicted model, not a curated record